Molecule: messenger RNA, 3030 nt
Organism: Meira miltonrushii
Lineage: Eukaryota; Fungi; Basidiomycota; Exobasidiomycetes; Exobasidiales; Brachybasidiaceae
Exons: 2
Coding region: 1-3030 (1009 amino acids)
Biological process (GO): potassium ion import across plasma membrane; intracellular potassium ion homeostasis
Cellular component (GO): plasma membrane
Molecular function (GO): high-affinity potassium ion transmembrane transporter activity
Source: RefSeq, a predicted model, not a curated record
AUGGCAGUCAAAGCUCGCAAAUCCGUGCCAAGUUUCUUGAAACCAAAAAAAGGCUUCCUUCGAUGGUGCAGUUGCAUUGCUACGUUUAGCAAGCAACAUUUGAAUUUUUAUCGAAUUCAUCUAUUGGUAUUCACCUUCACACCUUUGAUCUUUGCUGGAAUCUUUUAUGCUUCAAAUACGAACCAGAUUGCAUUCAUCGAUUGUUUGUUCCUUUGCGUUUCUGCGAUGACUGUUACAGGAUUAGCAACGAUUAACGUUAGCACUUCGACAGCAUGGCAACAAGCUAUCCUAUUCUUUUUGAUGGCUAUCGGCAAUAUCACCGCUGUUUCCGUCACGAUGAUCUGGAUCAGAAGACACUUUUUUCGUGUCAAAUUUGAUACGAUUAUCAGAAGGAGCGCAAAAGCUCGUCAACGAAUGAACGAUGUUGAAUUUGCACAUCAAAAGCAAAAGCGAAAAGAACUGAUCAGGUUGCAAAGGCUGCUUGGGUUGAGAAAGAGAGGCAAUGAUACCGCAAACGAAGAGGAGGUCGAUCUGCAGCAUUUACACAAUAAAGCAAAUAAAAGGAACAAAUUAACUCCUCGCACAGCUCGAAAGAAGGAACGUCAGCGUAAGAAACAACAAGGUCCUUUACGUGCAGAUAUGAUCAGAAGAAUGGAUCAACCUGCCGUUCUUAUCAAUCCUAUGGGAGCGAUUUCGCAUAAAAUUGGUGAACCGGAAAGGGGAACGGAAACGGGAAUUGAUGCAUCAAAUGGCGGCAACGGUGGCGGUAUCUUAAAUACAAACGGAAGCGGAGAUGACAAUGGUAUCACGGAUGGUGAAGCGAGUGUAAAUGUACCAAAUAUACGCAUUGCAGAACCCAGCCUUUCACCUGCGCAUUUACGUCGAGCUUCAAUCAUCGAUUCCUCUCAAACUCAACAAUCGCCAUCUGGACGACAAUCUCCCGAAAGUUUGAUCGAAGAAGAGGGAGAAAGGAUGCACUCCGAUAUUCGAUCGAGGAAUGGAGAGGAUGAUGUGCCUCUCGAGUCAAGCGGCGGAGCAAGUAGCCCAAAGAAUACGCCAAAUAGUGCUGAUGCAAUACGAUCACAAAUGCGAACCAGAUUCGCUGACAAUCAUCAAAAUGCUGACAUUCUGCAACGUUCACGAGGGGAGUCCGAUCCACCUUUACCGUUGCACUACGUCCAUCACCGUCAUGGAUCAGAAAUUCAUUCUACUAGACCAACUCAUUUACGAACGGAUAUGUUUCCUCGCGCUCAAACGAUCGAAUUUGCUGAACCUCCUUUGCAACCACAUGCCCAUUCCUCAAGUAGUGCAGCAGCAAGAUCAAGUUCCAUCGCCAAUCCGCUUAGCCCUAAUAAUCAUUCGUUCGGUAGUAAUGAUCAUACAUUGCGCUAUCGUACUCCGACUAUCGGUAACGAAUUCGAACGUACACCUACUAUGAUCACUCAACGGUCAGGUACAUACGGCGGUCAACGAAGAAUAGGCGCAAACGGGAUUCCAAUCACACGAACGCAUACUAGCUCGAAAGAGAGAGGUUUUGGAGGUUUUCCAACACCGAUCGAAUUAGCAGGAGCAGCAAUCAAACGUGCUCUGCCACAGGUGCAAGAACGAUUCAAACGGUCUACAACUAUCCCACGAACAGCAACUUUUAUUUCCGUUCAGUCGAUGGGCGAAAGUGGCUUGGAUGGUGGUAUAACAAGGUCGGCGCCUUAUCUCACUUUUGACGCCACCGUUUCUCGAAAUUCACGUUUUCAUCAAUUGACCGAAGCUCAACGUGAUGAGUUGGGUGGCGUAGAGUAUCGUGCGAUCGAUAUGUUGGCAAAGCUACUUCCGAUCUAUUGGUUCGGGGUGAACAUUUUUAUGAUCAUCUUAGUCGCACCAUGGCUAGCAAGCAGCGGAGCCCAAAAGGUACAUGAUGUUAUCGCUUCACAAGGUGUUAAUGCGCCAAAUACCACCUGGUUUUGGUUCUUUCAAGUGAUCUCAGCGUACAGCAAUACCGGACUGUCUUUGAUUGAUACAAGUAUGAUAAAUUUGAACGAUCAAUAUCUCAUGUUGAUCCCAAUCGCAAUUUUGAUCUUGUUCGGCAAUACAGCAUUUCCGAUCGUACUACGAUUUAUGAUUUGGAUCUUAUCUCUAUGCGUUCCGAAAAAAAGUAGAACAUACGAAACUUUACGAUUUUUACUGGAUCAUCCAAGAAGAUGUUUCGUUUACCUCUUUCCUUCUGCGCAAACUUGGUUUUUGUUUGCCAUCUUGUUGGUUCUCAAUUGUUUUGAUUGGAUUAUGUUUCAAGUUUUGGAUUUGGGUAAUGAAACAAUUGAAGCAUGGACCGUUGGCGUUCGGAUCUUUGAUGGAUUAUUUCAAUCUAUCGCAGUCCGUGCAGCUGGAUUUCAAAUUAUCAGUUUAUUACAAUUAGCACCUGCGGUUCAGUUUUUAUACAUCAUCAUGAUGUAUAUUUCAGCUUAUCCUGUUGCGAUGUCAGUUCGAAAUACGAACGUGUACGAGGAAAGAUCUUUGGGUAUCUUUAACGAAUCUGUACCGGGCGAGCAAGAUGAGCCUGAAAUGGGCGGACCUCGUGUUUGGGGAACAUAUCUUGCUGCACAUGCACGUCGUCAAUUGGCAUUUGACAUGUGGUGGUUAGGAUUUGCACUUUGGCUGGUUUGCAUCAUUGAAAGGGAAAACAUUCAAGACCCUACAACCGAUGGAUGGUUUACCGUCUUUUCGUGCUUGUUCGAAUUAACGUCCGCUUAUGGUACUGUUGGUUUGAGUACCGGAACACCGGUUGAUGAUUUCAGCUUAUCAGGUCGCUUCCAUACACUGUCAAAAUUGGUGGUGAUUGCGGUAAUGUUGCGCGGUCGUCAUCGCGGUUUACCAGUAGCAAUCGAUCGAGCUGUCUUACUUCCAAAUGAACUGGAAGUCGAAGAUGAUGCGCAAGAGCGUGCUUACACGAUCGAUGAGGACGGCUUUAUUCAGACUAGAUCUUCUUAUCAUUUUGGAAAUGAUGACAAUCCUGUGCGCCCCGUUCAACAUACAUGA